This is a messenger RNA of Pyrus x bretschneideri (Chinese white pear), 677 nucleotides long. Its product is annotated as auxin-induced protein 15A-like. Gene Ontology annotation, biological process: response to auxin. The record is from RefSeq and is a predicted model, not a curated record. Lineage: Eukaryota; Viridiplantae; Streptophyta; Magnoliopsida; Rosales; Rosaceae. The transcript has a single exon. The coding region runs from base 186 to 494 and encodes 102 amino acids.
UCUCACAACAUUCUCAAUAGGGACCUUACAAUUUUAUCCAUUUGAAGGUUUGAAUUCCUCCCCUAUAUAUUUAGGUACUAACAAGCCAAUUCAAGCCAAAUCCGCAUUUCUCACUUAAUCACUCAAGGUCUCAACCAUUUUGAUUUGAUCUUCGUGGUACAUUUGUUUAUUUAACAUUCCUAAAGAUGGGAAUCAAGUUGAUGGGAAUAGCUCAUGCCAAGCAGAAACUUCAGAGAACUCUUUCAGCAAGAUAUGGAUCAGCUGCAGACAGUACUAGUACUGAGGUUCCAAAAGGCCACUUUGCGGUUUAUGUUGGAGAAGAUGAAAAGAAGAGAUUUGUGAUUCCGAUAUCAUAUUUGAACCACCCUUUGUUCCAAGAAUUGUUAAACAAGGCUGAGGAAGAGUUUGGAUAUGAUCAUCCUACUGGGGGACUCACAAUUCCAUGCAGUGAAGACUACUUCAUCAGUCUAACUUCAUGUCUAAAUUGUUCGUAAAAUAAUCAUUGACUCUGUAUAUGGCCUGAAUCCUGAUGAUGGUCAAUUGUUUAACCAAUUCAUUCUUCUUUCCAACUUCUAUUCUACAAGCGAAAGGAAUAGACAUGAGACCAAUGAGUUAUCAGUCUGUUAUUUAUUUUUUUAAUUGCAAGUUCUUGGAAAUACUAUUCCCUAAUAUUUUUG